Belonocnema kinseyi is the source of this 828-nucleotide messenger RNA. RefSeq names its product acyl-protein thioesterase 2 (gene Apt1). Gene Ontology annotation, cellular component: cytoplasm. The coding region runs from base 55 to 606 and encodes 183 amino acids. Lineage: Eukaryota; Metazoa; Arthropoda; Insecta; Hymenoptera; Cynipidae. The record is from RefSeq and is a predicted model, not a curated record. Gene Ontology annotation, molecular function: carboxylic ester hydrolase activity; palmitoyl-(protein) hydrolase activity. Gene Ontology annotation, biological process: protein depalmitoylation. The transcript is spliced from 6 exons.
CAGAUUAUUUUCUUCCAUGGGCUCGGAGAUACAGGCCAUGGCUGGGCCAGUUCAAUGGGUGCUGUGCGAUCUUCGCACAUUAAAGUCAUUUGUCCAACCGCUCCUACAAUGCCGGUAACUUUAAACGCUGGAUUCCGGAUGCCUUCCUGGUUUGACCUGAAAUCCCUGGACGCAACUGGUCCAGAAGAUGAAGAAGGUAUCCGCAAAGCUGCGGAAUUGGUUCAUUCGAUGAUUGCGGAAGAAGUGGCAAAAGGAAUACCAACCAAAAGAAUUGUUCUCGGCGGAUUUAGCCAGGGCGGUGCCCUGGCACUGUAUAGUGCUCUUACAUUUCCUGAACCUUUAGCUGGUGUGAUAGCCUUAUCUGCUUGGCUUCCGUUGCAUCAGAAAUUCCCUGCGGCAGCGGUAGGAAACAAAGACACACCAUUAUUGCAGUGUCAUGGUGACUGUGACCCAAUUGUACCAUACAAAUGGGGUCAGAUGACGGCAACUCUUUUGAAGCAGUUCAUGACCCAGACGGAAUUCAAAACCUAUGGAGGGGUAAUGCAUACGUCCUCUGACGAGGAAAUCCGGGACAUGAAGAAAUUUAUCGAAAAAGUACUGAAGUAAAGCGUUUUAAAUCAAUUUUGCAUUUAUAACUUAAUCGCCGCCCUUACCGUACAUUUACUAAGUACUGAAAGAAAUCCAUUUCCAAAAUUUAAUAAUGCAUACUUUAAUCUAGCAACUCGUUGACGAGAGUAAAAGAAAAAAUAGGUGAAAAAUCCAUCAUCUCUAAGAAUAAGGAUUAUGUAUAGUGAGCAGUAAAAUGUCUUUCUAUGAUAAUAACAGUAA